This is a messenger RNA of Pelodiscus sinensis (Chinese soft-shelled turtle), 4100 nucleotides long. RefSeq names its product microtubule affinity regulating kinase 1 (gene MARK1). Gene Ontology annotation, molecular function: ATP binding; protein serine/threonine kinase activity. The record is from RefSeq and is a predicted model, not a curated record. Gene Ontology annotation, cellular component: cytoplasm. Gene Ontology annotation, biological process: intracellular signal transduction; protein phosphorylation. NCBI's taxonomy places the organism in Eukaryota, Metazoa, Chordata, Testudines, Trionychidae.
GACCAGAGAGUUCUCAUGAAAAAAGAGACAAGCUGUUCUUCUAUCACUGCUGUUGGGCAUACUUCUGUGGAUGGGUACACUGAACCACAUGUCCAGCCCACCAAAUCAAGUAGCAGACAAAACAUCCCCCGAUGUAGAAACUCAAUUACAUCUACAAAUGAAGAACACCCUCACAUUGGAAAUUAUCGCUUACUAAAAACAAUAGGAAAAGGAAACUUUGCCAAAGUGAAGCUGGCAAGACAUGUUCUUACUGGAAGAGAAGUGGCUGUGAAAAUAAUAGAUAAAACCCAGCUAAAUCCUACUAGCCUACAAAAGUUGUUUCGAGAAGUACGAAUAAUGAAGAUAUUGAAUCAUCCCAGUAUAGUAAAAUUAUUUGAAGUUAUUGAAACAGAAAAGACACUGUAUUUGGUAAUGGAAUAUGCCAGUGGGGGAGAGGUGUUUGACUACUUAGUUGCACAUGGAAGAAUGAAAGAAAAAGAGGCACGUGCAAAAUUUAGGCAGAUUGUAUCUGCUGUGCAAUACUGUCAUCAAAAGUGUAUUGUUCAUCGUGAUCUCAAGGCAGAAAACCUUCUACUUGAUGCAGACAUGAACAUUAAAAUUGCAGAUUUUGGUUUUAGUAAUGAAUUUACAAUUGGUAACAAACUAGACACUUUUUGUGGAAGCCCACCCUAUGCUGCUCCUGAACUUUUUCAAGGAAAGAAAUAUGAUGGCCCAGAGGUGGAUGUAUGGAGUCUUGGAGUUAUUCUUUACACACUAGUCAGUGGUUCGUUACCAUUUGAUGGUCAGAAUUUAAAGGAACUGAGGGAGCGAGUAUUACGGGGAAAGUACCGUAUUCCAUUUUAUAUGUCUACAGACUGUGAAAAUCUACUGAAAAAACUAUUGGUACUGAAUCCAGUAAAAAGAGGGAGCUUGGAACAAAUUAUGAAGGAUCGGUGGAUGAAUGUUGGCCAUGAAGAGGAAGAAUUAAAGCCAUAUACUGAGCCAGAACCAGAUUUUAAUGACACCAAAAGAAUAGACAUAAUGGUCACUAUGGGUUUUUCAAGAGAGGAGAUCCAUGAAUCUUUAGUAAAGCAAAAGUAUGACGAAGUCAUGGCUACGUACCUGCUUCUAGGCAGAAAACCACCUGAAUUUGAAGGAAGUGAAUCCCUGUCCAGUGGUAACCUGAGUCAAAGGUCUCGACCCAGCAGUGACCUCAAUAACAGCUCGAUGCAGUCUCCUGCGCAUCUGAAAGUCCAGCGGAGUAUAUCGACCAACCAGAAACAACGACGGUUCAGUGAUCAUGGUGGGGAUGACGUUCAAACAAUUGGUCCAUCAAUCCCUCCGGCUGUAUCAUACACAAAAAGGGUUCAGGCAAAUAGUGUAGAAAGUGAACAGAAAGAGGAAUGGGACAAAGAUGUGUCACGUAAGCUCAGCAGCACUACAGUUGGAUCCAAAGGAGAGAUGGCAGCAAGUCCACUUGUAGGUCCAGAAAGAAAGAAAGCGCCUGCAAUUCCAAGUAAUAAUGUAUUUCCUGUUGGUGGAAUGACCAGAAGGAACACAUACGUUUGUGAGCGGUCUACAGAUCGCUAUUCUGCAGUACAGAAUGGGAAAGAUAACAGCCUAACAGAAAUGUCUGCAAGUAGCACAUCAUCUGCAGGCUCAGCUGUUGCUUCUGCUGUAUCAACACGACCUAGACAUCAGAAAUCUAUGUCUGCCUCUGGUCAUCCUAUAAAAGUUACGCUACCAACCAUCAAAGAUGGUACUGAAGCUUAUCGGCCAAGCAGUGCACCUCAGAGGGUGCCUGCUGCUUCCCCAUCAGCUCAUAGUAUUAGUACUACUACUCCAGACCGAACCCGCUUUCCUCGGGGGAGUUCAAGUCGAAGCACUUUCCAUGGUGAGCAGCUACGGGAGCGGCGUAAUGCCACUUACAAUGGACCACCUGCCUCACCUUCACAUGAAACUGGUGCAUUUUCACAUGCUAGAAGGGGCACUUCAACUGGUAUUAUAAGCAAGAUAACUUCCAAGUUUGUUCGAAGGGAUCCAAGUGAAGGCGAAGCCAGUGGCAGAACUGACACCUCAAGGAGUGCUUCUGGGGAACCAAAAGACAGAGAAAAAGAGGAUAGCAAAGAUUCCAAACCACGUUCUUUGCGAUUCACGUGGAGUAUGAAGACCACUAGUUCCAUGGACCCGAAUGAUAUGAUGAGAGAGAUUCGAAAAGUGUUAGAUGCUAAUAACUGUGACUAUGAACAAAAAGAGAGGUUUUUGCUCUUCUGUGUUCAUGGUGACGCACGACAGGAUAGUCUUGUUCAAUGGGAGAUGGAAGUCUGCAAAUUGCCACGGUUGUCACUCAAUGGGGUCCGCUUCAAGAGAAUAUCUGGGACUUCUAUUGCAUUUAAGAACAUUGCAUCCAAAAUUGCAAAUGAGCUUAAACUGUAAAGAGAAACUAAAUUUAAGGGAUCAGGGAAAAUUCAUACGUGAUCUACACUUACGUUUUGAAUGUACUGGUUACGCCUAGUGUGAUUGGCCUGUGAAACUCCCCAUGUAGAAAUUGUCCCUAUUGCAAUAAGGUUAUACAUAGUUAUUCUGAAUUGUAAAAUUAAAUUCAGUAUGACCUAUACUAAAUAACUGUAGCUAAAGAAGAUAUGUUCACAUGUACAGGUAAGUAUAUAGAGCAUUCUGUUCAUUUUAUGUUCAUAGAGUUGUAUAAUAAAAGAAGAUGAUUGCUUAAAUACAGAUCUUGUAUAGUUGUCUAGAUUUCUGCACAAAAGUGUAUGUUUGAUGCUUUGAGUUGAAAAAGUUCUUCCCUAUCACGGUUUACAUUUUUGGUGGUUUUAAUAAUUCUCCUAUCAUGCAUUUUUUUAAACUCUCAAGAAUCAAAAUGCACAAAAAUAGUUUUCACAACUGUAGCAUGACCAUUUUUAGUUAUUUAAAAGUCAUAUGUGAAUUUGAACCAGAAGUCGAUAAAUUGGCUUUUGUUAUACACAAGACUGUUCCUACUUACGUUUUGCUCUUAUCCUUGGUAUUGGACAGUGUUUAGCUGAAAAAUACAAACAUGUUUACAGUGUUGGCACUUAACGGAUUUUAAAAGAUUAUUUUGCGCUGGGCCAGCCGAGAGCUGCUGGGGAACAGAAAUCACAUCCAAGUAAUGUUUUGUGUGCAAAUUAUAAUGCUUACACUCAUGGCCUAUUGAAAAUGUAGCAUCAAAAUGGAGACGAGUAAAUUAUUUCAUUUAAAUAACAUGAUGUAAAAUAUCACUUGUUCGCUGCCUUCAAUAUAUUGCAAAUUCUAGUUGUGGAACUAUAUUAAUGUUGGGACUGUUUCAUAGCACAAGAUAAUUGGAAGUGUUGACCAAUUGUAUGAGUUAAUAAUACCACCUCAGGAAUUUACUGGCUUUUGGAGUAUUUGCCCCCAAAGACAACAUGCAAUUCCUUAUGAUACUUUACUGCUAAACAAUAAUGGUUGAUUUAUCGUAUGUGGUUGUACAAUUUGUUCCCAUGUAACUUGUUUGUGCUUAAUAUUUUACCAGAUUUCUUGUAUUUAUACCACAUCAUUAUGCCUGUAAUGUGCAGCUUUGUAAUUAGGCAUUUGCCUAUGGAAAAGAUUUCCUUCCAUAAUUAGUGAUAUAAACUAUGUAAAAUCACUAGCAAUGGUACCUUUUAAUACUUGUUAUUUUGUACUGAAUUAACCAUAGAGGUUGGUUGUGCAAUGUUAUUUAAUGUCGUAAUUACUGUAAUAUCAACAUAUGGGCCCCAUAUGCACACUCUUGUGGAGAAUAGAAAGUUCAUUCAAAAUCUGUCACUUUAAAAAAAAUUAAAAGCUGUGGUAAACUCUGUAACUCUAAUUUAGAAGGCUGUAAGUGUAGCUAAUGUGCCAUUCAAUAAUGGCUUCUUGACAGAGGUGGUUUUACAUGCUGUACUAUACUGUGAUGUAAGCUUUCUGUAACAGUUAUAUUCUGAAAUGGAUGUGUAUUGUUGCCUUAGAAAAAAGGGUGGUGUUUGGAAAGAAACAACUGUAGCCCCUUUUUACCUGGUAUUCAUUCAAACAAAUUUUGAUGCAAGUCAUCUAGAUUCACUUUCACUGGUGCACUCUAUUAAAACUUACUUGAACAGUUCUCAUACUAA